AUGCUUCGUCAACUCGUUCUUCUCAGUACUUUGACGGCCACCUUGGCCUGUCCCACUCACCAGAUCAAAACCACUUCCAAAUACGACUACAUCGUUAUUGGUGGUGGUACUAGCGGUCUGGUCGUUGCUAACCGCUUGUCAAAAGAUCCUAAUGUCUCCGUCCUCGUGAUUGAGGCAGGUAACUCGGUGCUCAAUAACGCCAAUGUCACCAACGUCGGUGGCUAUGGACUAGCGUUCGGCACGGAUAUCGACUGGCAAUACAAAAGCGUCAACCAGACCUAUGGGGGCAAUAGAGAGUUAGUUUAUCGUGCCGGAAUGGCCUACACCCGAGCCGAAGAUGUCCAGAUUGAUGCAUGGCAGACCAUCGGCAACGAGGGCUGGACAUGGAAGAAACUGCUGCCUUACUAUCUGAAGAGUGAGAAUUUGACCAUUCCCAACCAGAACCAGGUUUCCAAGGGCGCAUCCUAUAAUCCCUCCCUUCAUGGUACGUCUGGCCCUCUGGAUGUUGGUUUCUAUGAUAUCCCCGACAAUGACUUCACCGGGAUUCUCAAUGCCACCAUUAAUGGACUGGGCAUCCCCUGGGUUGAGGAUGUCAAUGGCGGGAAGAUGCGCGGUUUCAACAUCUUUCCUUCCACUAUCAAUGUGGCGGCCAACGUGCGUGAAGAUGCCGCCCGCGCAUACUACUGGCCUGUUGCCUCCCGCGACAAUCUGCAUCUUCUGGUGGACACCUUUGUCAACCGCAUUGUCUGGCAGGACAAGGCUGACAAUAGUGGCCAUGUCACCGCGUCCGGAGUCGAGGUUACUUUGGCAAACGGAACGACGUCGGUCAUGUCUGCCAACCGGGAGGUCAUUGUCUCGGCCGGAGCCCUCAAGUCUCCAGGGAUCCUCGAGUUGUCCGGUAUUGGUGAUGCCACCCUCCUUGAGAAGCACAAAAUUCCUGUCCAGGUAAAUCUUCCCACCGUGGGCGAGAACCUCCAGGAUCAAACCAAUGCCGAGUCGGGCGCUGCUGUCAAGGCCAGCAUGACUAGCGGGAUGCACGUCGUUUACCCCAACGUGUACGACAUCUACGGCAACCAGACCGAAUCCCUGGCCCUGUCUAUGCAAAAGAAAAUUAAGGAUUAUGCCAAAGUCACUGCCGAGGUCAGCAACGGCGUCAUGAAGGCUUCAGAUCUAGAGGAGCUGUUUCAGGUCCAGCACGACCUUAUUUUCAAGCAGCGUACCCCCAUCGCCGAGAUCCUCUACGGCGCUGAAGGCGGUAACGCUGUCUUCUCCGAGUAUUGGACUCUUCUUCCCUUCUCUCGCGGUAAUGUGCACAUCUCCUCAGCUGACCCUAAGGCGAUGCCCAUUAUUAACCCCAACUUCUUCAUGUUGGACUGGGAUAUGGACAGCAUGGUUGCGCUGGCCAAGUACAUUCGUGCCUCGUUUAGUGCUGGACCCCUUGGGAAGCUCGUCGAGCGUGUGACUAUUCCCGACCCUGCCGUUAUCGGAAAUAAUGCCUCUGAUGCUUCAUGGAAAGAGUGGCUAUUGGACGGGCACUACCGCUCAAACUUCCACCCCGUGGGAACUGCUGCCAUGAUGCCCCGUGAGAAGGGGGGUGUUGUUGAUAACAGGCUGAAGGUGUACGGCACCUCUAACGUCCGUGUGGUUGAUGCUUCUAUUCUUCCUUAUCAAGUCUGCGGUCACUUGACUAGCACCCUAUAUGCCGUAGCUGAGCUUACUGCUGAGUUAAUUAAGCACGACUCUACUUGA
Molecule: messenger RNA, 1749 nt
Organism: Metarhizium acridum CQMa 102
Lineage: Eukaryota; Fungi; Ascomycota; Sordariomycetes; Hypocreales; Clavicipitaceae
Source: RefSeq, a predicted model, not a curated record